AAGAAGAGGAAGAAGGAAAUAAAAAAUGACUAUCGUUAGAUUCGAUGAACCAUCGGUGUCUACAUCUAGGCCGGUUUAAAUGCAUGAACAAACCAAACAAGGUGAUGUUUUGUAGGCAAAGGGAAAGGGAGUGAAAAACCAAACGAAUCUCMGCGCAUUCACUAUUCUGCUCUGCGUCUAUGUUAACAACAGAUGGACUGGUUGCUCCUGUGGGCCACUGCCGGAGUCGACAGUGCAUUUGUUGGGGAGGGAACGACUGGGCAAAGGCGGAAGACGGCGCAUCAGCAGUCAGAUUGGAAGCUAACUGGUUGUUGCAAGAUGCUUGUAAGCGACAGUUCUCUGCACGGGAUUUAAGGAUAAGUCAACUUUCAAGUUUGAACUCCUGAAGUAAUCUGCAUGGAUCAACAAGGGCUGAACUAAAAUUGAUUAAAUUGAUUUUAUUUUUUAUAUAUAUAUUCAACACAAGCGCAGAUAAGACACAAUGGCGAGCAGAAGAAAAACAACAACACCUUGCAUGUUCCCUCCCGUUGAAAUGGUGGAUUCAGACCCUGACAUGGAGGUCGUUACAGAGGGAGACGGACAGACUGACGAGGGGGCUGCUAACUGUCCUGUGGAAAACUCAACUGAAAGCAACCCGAGUGAGGAAGACGCACAGGCCAUGGACCACUUCAUUAAAACGAUGGACUCGAGUACGGCAGAAGGAGGUUAUGAGUGCAAGUACUGCAGCUUUCAGACAUCACAGCUCAAUAUGUUUACCUUGCAUGUGGACACUGAGCACCCAAAUAUAGUUCUAAACUCAUCUUAUGUGUGUGUUGAAUGUGACUUUCACACCAAGAGGUAUGAUGCAUUGUUGGAGCAUAAUGCACGCCACCACCCUGGAGAAGACAAUUUCACCAGGACCAUGGUGAAGAGCAACAAUCAAACCAUCUUUGAGCAGAGAGUCAAUGACUUGACCUUUGAUGGCAGUUUUGUUGAGGAGGAUGAGGACACAUCCUGUAAGGGUAUUGCCCUAAGCAAGACACCAAUCAUGAAGCUCAAGAGUAGGGCUGAGGCCAAGAAGUUUACAGGGUCACACAAAAUGGCAGAUUACAGUGUCAUUAAAGUGGAGAGUGAUGGGGAAGAGAGAGAGGAGGUGGCCCCCCCUCCUGUCACCCCCACUGUAGUGGCUGUGUCAACCCCUCUGACCAUUCAACCUAUUCAGCAAAGCAUAAUGAUCAACAGCCCAAACGUGCUCCAAAUAAAGACCACCAACUCCACCACAAUGCUCCCUCCAGGGACUUUGGCUCAAGUUCUGUCUGCCUUGCAGAAUCAGCAGACCUCCCAGACCCAGCUCCUCAUCCCGGUCAGUAGUAUCCCCACAUACAAUGGGGCCAUGGACAAUAAUGUCCUGCUGGUCAGUGCCUAUAAUAGGUUCCCUUACCCAUCUGUGUCAGAGAUCAUGGGUCUAGCAGCACAAACCAAGUUCACAGAGGAGCAGAUAAAGGUCUGGUUCUCUGCCCAGCGGCUGAAGCACGGUGUGAGCUGGACCCCAGAGGAGGUGGAGGAGGCCAGGAGGAAGAAGUUCAACGGCUCAGUGCAGGCGGUGCCACAGACCAUCACUGUCAUCCCAGCCAAUUUUGCUACGGCAGCCAAUGGCCUGCAGUCCAUCUUUCAGACUUGUCAGAUUGUAGGGCAGCCAGGGAUGGUUUUGACUCAGGUAGGGGGUGGCAACGCUGUCCCUGUGGCCUCACCCAUCACAUUAGCUGUUGCUGGGGUCCCCAACCCCAGAACCAGUGUCAGUAAGGUGCCAGAACCCUCCACCUCUGAGACCGCUUCUCCACUCAGUACCGAUUCCCUGGGAGCYCGACCCAAAAAAUCCAAGGAGCAGCUAGCAGAGCUGAAGGCCAGUUACCUAAGGAGACAGUUUGCCACUGAGGCAGAAAUCUCUCGGCUGAUGAAGGUCACUAACCUCACCAAAAGAGCAAUAAAGAAGUGGUUCAGCGACACACGUUACAACCAACGCAACUCAAAGGACCACCAAGGCGUUGCCUUAAAUGACAUUUCAGUCAACACCAACAGUAACGACGGCAGCAGCAGCACAGCCAUUGUGAUCGACUCCAGCGACGAAGCCAGUGAAUCCUCUCUCACAACCCAAGGGCCCAUCUAUGAUCCACGAAUCAAGUUCCGCCARGCCUUUCCUGACUUCACACCUCAGAAGUUCAAGGAAAAGACUCCGGAGCAGCUUCUGCUUUUGGAGGCCAGCUACCAGAAGUCUGACACGCCAGGCGAUGAGGAGCUAAGUAGGUUGAGGAUGGAGACUAAACUGACCAGGCGAGAGGUGGACGCCUGGUUCUCUGAGAGGAGAAAAAUGCCAGUGGACUCUGAUGGCACAGAGGAGCUAGAGAGUGAAAUGGUCAAAGUGCCUCCCUCUGGGCAAGAAGCUCGGACGCCAUCCAGCGGCCGGAAGAUAAUGAAGAAAACCCCAGAGCAGCUCCACGUCCUGAAAAGCGCCUUUGUUCGUACCCAGUGGCCCUCUGCUGAAGAGUACGACAAGAUGGCCAAGGAGAGCGGGUUACCCAGAACCUACAUCGUCAACUGGUUUGGAGACACCCGUUAUGCCUGCAAGAACAGUAACCUGAAGUGGUACUACUUGUARCAGAGUGGAAAGGUUAACGAGGCAAUGAACGGAGGUGAACUUAAGAAGAAGCCACGGAAACGCUUUCGUGGUUGGUCCAGGAGGACGAGGCGGCCAUACCCCUGCAAACAAACACCCCCUACCAUCAAAGUCAAGACGGGUAAAGAGAUUUUAAAGGAGCACUACCUCAAGCAUAAGGUCUUAAAUGAGAAAGAUUUGGAUGAACUGGUGGCCAAGUCCAGUAUGAGCUAUGAGCAGGUGCGMGACUGGUUUGCAGAGAUCAGCAGGAGGGAAGAGAAGGGCCUUGACCCUUUCAGUGAUGGUAAAGAGGAGACACACGGUGACAGUGAGGGAGAAAUGGAAGUGAAAGAGAAAGGGGAUGAUGAAGAAAACAACAUUGACAACAAAGAUGAUGAAAAUAACAAUGAUGAAGAUGAAACGAAUGACAAUGAAACCACGGAAGAGCCUCAAUGUUUCAAGCAAUCACAGUCAGAAUCGGAAGAUCAGUGAUUUAAAAGGUCCAGAAUGCUCAUUGUUUGCCUACAGAAGAGAAGAGAUGGAAAACACAGGUGAAAUGUACCAAGUGUUUUGGUGUUAUACUGCGUGGACCAACCAGGCACAAAGAAGCGAGAAGAUGUAUGAUGCCAAAUAAUUUUAGCAAGGGAUAAUAUACUGAACAAAAAUAUAAACGCCACAUAUAAAGUGUUGGUCCCAUGUUUCACGAGCGGAAAUAAAAUAUCCCUGAAAUUUUCCAUAUGCACAAAUCAUCAAAUCAAAUGUUGUUUAUAAAGCCCUUUUUAAAUCAGCAGAUGUUACAAAGUGCUUKUACAGAAACCCAGCCUAAAAUGCCAAACAGCAAGCAAUGCUGAAGCACGGUGGCUAGGAAAAACUCCCUAGAAAGG
Molecule: messenger RNA, 3516 nt
Organism: Salvelinus sp. IW2-2015
Lineage: Eukaryota; Metazoa; Chordata; Actinopteri; Salmoniformes; Salmonidae
Product: zinc fingers and homeoboxes protein 1-like
Biological process (GO): regulation of transcription by RNA polymerase II
Cellular component (GO): nucleus
Molecular function (GO): DNA binding; DNA-binding transcription factor activity, RNA polymerase II-specific
Source: RefSeq, a predicted model, not a curated record